Molecule: messenger RNA, 1125 nt
Organism: Fusarium keratoplasticum
Lineage: Eukaryota; Fungi; Ascomycota; Sordariomycetes; Hypocreales; Nectriaceae
Product: Cir-N domain-containing protein
Exons: 2
Coding region: 1-1125 (374 amino acids)
Source: RefSeq, a predicted model, not a curated record
AUGCCACUCCAUCUGCUCGGCAAAAAGUCGUGGAACGUCUACAAUGCUGACAACAUCGCCCGCGUCCGUCGCGAUGAAGCCGCCGCAAAGGCCGCCGAGGAGGCGGAAGAGCAGCGCAUGCAGGAGACCGAUGCACAACGCCGACUAGCCAUCCUACGCGGCGAAGCUCCUCCACCUAUAGAGGAUGCUGAGCCAUCCACGGCCGACGAGCCGCCCGCUCGUGAAACCACACAUCCUGGAAGCAUGCGGCGGAAACGGAAGCGACCGGGCGAGGACGACACCGACUUUGAGAUGCGCGUGGCGAGGGAGAGGGAUGACAUGGCUGUUGUCAGCGUCGAGUCUGAGAGGAAACCUACGAGCUCUGCUCCGAUUGUGGAUCAUGCUGGGCACAUUGAUCUUUUCGGUGAUGAGAAGCUCAGAGCACAUGCCGAAAAGAACGAGGAAGCAGAGAAGGAAGCCAAGAAGAAAAAGCAGAGCUAUGAGGAUCAAUACACGAUGCGAUUCUCCAACGCCGCUGGAAAGGACGGCGCUCUGCAGCCGUGGUACUCCCAGUCCGAUGCCGCAGCUCCGGAUGCAUCCUCCAAAGACGUCUGGGGCAACCAAGACCCGAAGCGCAAAGAGAGGGACAUCAAGCGGAUAGUGUCGAAUGACCCGCUCGCGAUGAUGAAACAGGGUGCAUCAAAGGUUCGGGAGCUGAAACAGGAGCGAAAGCGAUUUCAGGAGGAGAGGGACGAGGAGUUGAAACAGAUGCGCCGGGAGGACCGGCAUCGCGAGAGACGACGACGGAGGCAUGAGGAAAGUGGCAGGGGUGGAGAUCGGAGUCGAGGCCGAGAUGGGGAAAGAUCUUCGACUCGACAUGAGGAAAGGAGGCAUAGGCCGAGGGAUAGGAGAGAUGACCAUGAUCGUGGCAGAGGAUCUGAGAGACGGAGGCAUGAUCGUUAUGAGAGAGGGGAAUCCAGAGACAGGAAGGAUUACAGAGAUCAUCAUGAUAAGGAUAGAUCAGAUCUGGAGAGGAGAAGGAGAAGGAGAAGUAGAGACGACGAGAGUCGUAAAAGAAGAGACUCGCGAUCUCCAGAACGAAAUCAAGGCGAGCGACGUCGACAUCGUUCAAGAGAAGAAGCAUGA